GUCCGCGGCGGGCCCAUGUCGUCGCCGCCCGAGCGCCGCGCCCGCCUGUCGUCCCCCGGGACCAGCCGCCAGUUCUCCGAGGCCCGCGAGGAGGUCCGGCGUCGCCUCCGCGACCUCAUCGAGGGCAACCGGGUGAUGAUCUUCAGCAAGAGCUACUGUCCCCACAGCACGCGGGUUAAAGAACUCUUUUCUUCCUUGGGCAUUGACUAUAACAUCCUGGAACUUGAUCAAGUUGAUGAUGGAGCCAAUGUUCAGGAAGUGCUUACAGAAAUCAGCAACCAGAAAACUGUGCCCAAUAUUUUCGUGAACAAAGUACACAUGGGUGGAUGUGACCGAACCUUCCAGGCACAUCAGAAUGGUCUACUACAGAAGCUCCUUCAGGAAGACGUGGCUCACGAUUACGACCUCAUCAUCAUUGGCGGUGGCUCUGGCGGCCUCUCAUGUGCGAAGGAAGCAGCCAACCUGGGAAAGAAGGUCAUGGUGCUGGACUUCGUGGUCCCAUCACCUCAGGACACAACCUGGGGGCUUGGUGGUACCUGUGUAAAUGUGGGCUGCGUUCCUAAGAAGUUGAUGCAUCAGGCUGCCCUCCUGGGUCAGGCCUUACAGGACUCCAGGAAAUUCGGCUGGGCGUAUAACCAGCAGGUGAAGCACAACUGGGAAGCCAUGACGGAAGCGAUCCAGAACCAUAUCAGCUCCCUGAACUGGGGCUACAGGCUGACCCUGCGGGAGGAAGGCGUGGCCUAUGUCAACUCCUAUGGGGAAUUUGUGGAGCCGCAUAAAAUAAAGGCUACCAGUAAGAAGGGACAGGAAACAUUUUAUACUGCUGCGAAGUUUGUCAUAGCAACAGGGGAAAGGCCACGGUACUUAGGAAUUCCAGGAGAUAAAGAAUACUGUAUUACCAGCGAUGACCUCUUCUCUCUGCCCUACUGCCCAGGCCGCACCUUGGUAGUGGGCGCCUCGUACGUUGCUCUGGAAUGUGCUGGGUUUCUGGCUGGCUUGGGCUUAGAUGUCACCGUUAUGGUGCGCUCAAUCCUUCUUCGAGACUUUGAUCAAGAAAUGGCAGAGAAAGUGGGUUCCUACAUGGAGCAACACGGUGUUAAGUUCCUAAGAAAAUUCAUCCCUGUGACGGUCCAGCAGUUGGAGAAAGGUUCACCUGGAAUACUGAAAGUGAUGGCCAGGUCCACUGAAGGACCAGAAACAGUUGAAGGGAUAUACAACACAGUUUUGUUAGCAGUUGGUCGUGACUCCUGUACAAGGAAAAUGGGCCUGGAGAAAAUUGGGGUCAAAAUCAAUGAAAAGAAUGGCAAAAUACCAGUCAAUGAUGUGGAGCAGACCAAUGUGCCUCAUGUCUAUGCUAUCGGGGAUGUACUGGAGGGCAAACCUGAGCUCACGCCCGUUGCCAUACAAGCAGGCAAGCUGCUAGCCCGAAGGCUCUUUGGGGCCUCUUCAGAAAAGUGCGAUUACACGAAUGUUCCCACUACAGUGUUCACUCCUCUGGAAUAUGGCUGCUGCGGAUUAUCUGAGGAGAAAGCCAUUGAAGUAUAUAAUAAAGAGAAUAUAGAAGUGUAUCAUACCUUGUUCUGGCCUCUUGAGUGGACGGUAGCCGGCAGAGACAACAACACUUGUUACGCAAAGAUAAUCUGCAACAAGUUCGACAGUGACCGUGUGAUAGGAUUUCACAUUCUGGGACCGAAUGCUGGAGAGAUCACCCAGGGAUUUACAGCCGCGAUGAAAUGUGGGCUCACGAAGCAGCAGCUGAAUGACACCAUCGGGAUCCACCCCACAUGCGGGGAGAUAUUCACAACAUUGCAAAUCACAAAGUCCUCAGGCCUGGACAUCACUCAGAAAGGCUGCUGAGGUUAGCCCUGCUUCUGCUGGGUGUCCUGUCAUACUCACGCUCUGUGUUCACAACACCUAGUCAGGUGCCAGGGGACCAGUGAGCAAGUGGCAGAGAGACCAGCAGCAGCAGAAAUCAGUAGUCUCAGCUGACGGCAUGCAGCGGGUGGGCUGCAUCCUUGACGCCUUGUCUCGGAACCCAUGGAGGUGAGCCAAGGCUGACUCUUACACGUCAGACUUGAACUUUCCUUGGAGAGGCCUUGGAUGGCACCAUGAACCUAAGUUAACUCUCAUGGUGCCAGUGUUUUUACACCCUUUGUUGAUUCCAUGAAGAUAUUUUUCAGUUGUGGACUGUGAAGAGCUUGUGGGCCUAGAGUGUACUUGCACUUGUGAGUCGCAGCCAUCUGCCUAGGACUGCUGCACUAGCAGGAGGCCACAUGCACUGGGCAGCCUCUAAGGAACAUCUUAACUUCUGUCAGAAACCUGACUUAAGGUGCACGUUCCCACGUCCUCUGAUGGUAAGAACACUUUGAAGCCAUUUUUCUAGCAUCUCUAGGCUGGCAGAACACUGCAUGUAAGAGAAAACUAUAUGAAUCUCUUUUUCAUGUUGAUCUUCAGGGUAAUAUUUUAAAAAGUUUUUGCUCUCCAACUGUAGAAAAUGAUUUUGUCAGUCUGUCUAAUGACGACGUCAAGUUUAGUAAAUGAACGGGCAACACUGAGAACUUCAUUCACACUUAGAUCAGCAUGAAGCAGGCCUUUGAAGAGGGCAGCCUCUCUGGGUCCUUCUGGAAAACCUCUUUUUUAAGGAACACAUCAGCUUGAUUCAGGGCUCUGAGACCACCCACUCUCUUGAGUGCCUCUUGCCAUUUGUACAGUUUGCCACAGGACGUAAUGGUUCUGUGAUCACAAUAUCUAGUAUAAGGGUUUUUGUUUUGUUUAAUUGUUUUGAGACAAGGUCUUGCUGUAUAGCCCAGGUUGUUUUUGAACUUCUGAUCCUUCUGCCUUAGUGGUCCCAGUGCUGAUAUUGCAAAUUUGUGCUACCACAGCCCUUUUCUAGACAUAAGUUUUAAAAUAAAACAGGCAGCAAACACUUUCCACUUACAGACAGGCACCUUGCUUCCCUGUCUAGAGGCUGGGCUACAGCAGCACUGGCGUGGGAUAGGAGCUGAGAGAAACCAACACAGGAUCCACUACUGAAGUGCUUUUGUGUUGGAGAGAAUGACAUUAUUGUGACUAAGAAGCACAGCAUGGGGUUCUGAGGCAGAGGUGGCAGUUGGGCAGUGGCAUUGGAGAUGUUGUGUACUCCCACUGGACAUGGGUAGGGCAGGGAAUUGAACUGAGUUUAAGGGCAGCAGUGAAACUGAGUGGAUGGCCAUGGAGGAAGAGAAUUUCAAAUAUAGAAGGCAGUAUGGCCUCACCAUCUUAUGGUAGACAAAGGUUUCUUAGUCUACAAAAAUCUUGAGUCAUUAAAACAUUGUACUUCUUUAAAAUUUUAAAAGUCCAUUUUGUGUUGUUUUUUAGACAGUCUCUUACUAUUAUAGCAAGGCUAGCCUGGAACUCAUAAUCCCCCUGCUUCAGCCUCCCAGAUGCUGGGAUUAUAGGCCUAGCAUACCAGGCAACUGUUUCUCAAGUUAAUUAUCUCGGGUAUUUUGAGCCAGCAACACAUUUUGUUACAUGUAACUUCAAAACUGAUUUUAUUUUAAAUCUAUGUACCAAGUAUUUACUGAACCAUAAAUGGCAGGCAUGGCUGGGUGAGAAGAAUAUGUGGACAGCUGGGGGGAUUGAGACUGUGUUGUCAGCUGAAGUGACUGAGAGGAAGCCAGAUCAAGGUAGAGGGGAAUUCAAGCAGAGGAGCAGGUGUGGGAAGAGGAUGGGGUGUCAUGCUGACUGGUUUUACUGUCCUGACCAUUAAAUCCUAUAUCCCAUUCUCACUGAUGGACUGUGUGGUUUGAAUGAGCUGUCCCCACUCCCCCCAUAGGCUCCAAGUAUUUGAACAUUUGGCCCUCAGUUG
Nannospalax galili (Upper Galilee mountains blind mole rat) is the source of this 3847-nucleotide messenger RNA. RefSeq names its product thioredoxin reductase 3 (gene Txnrd3). Gene Ontology annotation, molecular function: thioredoxin-disulfide reductase (NADPH) activity; flavin adenine dinucleotide binding; glutathione-disulfide reductase (NADPH) activity. Gene Ontology annotation, biological process: cellular response to oxidative stress; glutathione metabolic process; cell redox homeostasis. Gene Ontology annotation, cellular component: cytosol; mitochondrion. Lineage: Eukaryota; Metazoa; Chordata; Mammalia; Rodentia; Spalacidae. The record is from RefSeq and is a predicted model, not a curated record. The transcript is spliced from 16 exons. The coding region runs from base 16 to 1857 and encodes 613 amino acids.